UUUUAAAGAAAUUAGAGAAGUUCCGAUCAUCAUCCAUCAGUCACCUGACAUUGAAUUUCAGGAGAAGAAUUUAAGAUGCUUUACAAAUUCUGUUUCUUUGCUGUUGUUGCCACAUCCUUAGCAUUGAAAUCACCCGUAUUAAUAUGGUCUCCAUCAAGGGGAUUAAGUGACCUGCCACAGAGCUACACAGGACAGACUGUCAACUCAGAUGACUUUCAACAGUCUUAUGUCAAACCUUUAACUAAAGGUAGCAACUUAGUUGUUUUUCUCCAAGACAGAUUGAGUCUUCAGGAUUUGAACCACCAUGCAGAUGUUUACAAUCCAUACAGUGAUGGAGGGUCUUUUAAAAACAUCAAGUCUUUUAUGGAAGACCAGUUUUCUGCACAGAUAUCAUCAGUUAUGUCUCCAUGGACUGGUCUAGAGAACAUAAUGAAAGACUUUGAGGGCAAAAUUCAUAAAGUUAUGGAAUCUGCUGACCUUGACAAACUUAAUCUCGGAGGACAAGCUAACAUUAUCAUUGUUAAAUUGACACCAGUGCAGGGAUCUAGUAAUGAAGGGAAAGUCUUUUCAGACAAUGAUGAGAAAAUGGCUGAAAUAACUAAACAACUGACAAAACGAGGCAUCAAAUACACAGCUGUUUAUACAGGAAAAACAGCAUCUAAGACUUCUAAUAUUCAAGCUUCUGGUGUCAGUAGAAGACUUCAAGCCAUAGAUGUUGCUAACCCCAAUGCCACAUUUAUGAAUAUUACUUGUCCUGGUAGGGACUCACCUUUCUUUUUCUAUCUGAGAGGUCUGGAAAUAAUGGCACAGAGUAAUGAGUCGAAUUACAAUAACAAUAACAUCACACUGGAAGAUGAUGGCACAACUUGUGAUAAUGAUACAGCUGUGUUAAAGUUGAAAGCCACAGGAGAUGAUAUGAAAUUCAAUUUGGAGUGGUCCAUGUUGAUUGACAACAUCUCAGAAUACUGGACUAUUAAAGAGAAUAUGGUAUUCCUAGAAUGGAAAAACGGAACUAAGACUGUUACUGCUAACGAGACCCUAGUCAUCAAACCAGGAGAUCUAACGUCACCAAAACACUUCUCUUACCAUUGUUCAAUGCACAAGAUUACCACUCUACGUGUCAAUGCAACUGCUAAUAUCACUUUGAUGUUUGAUGGUCUACAGUUCCAGCCGUUCAUGAUAAUGGAUAACCAGUUCUCUGAUGGUUGGGACUGUGUUGUAUUCUUCACCCCAGGGAUAUGGAUGGCCCUCAUCAGUGUCUCCAUCAUGAUACUGAUUGUUCUGUAUGGACUAGGGAUGAUAGCUUCAUUAAAAACCAUGGACAGAUAUGACGAUCCUAAAGGAAAGACAAUUACAGUCAAUGUUAAUGAAUAAUUAUAACAAAUUAGGAGAGAUCUUUGUUUCCAUUAAUCUAAAGUUCCUUAACAAAAAUUAUAGUAAAAGCAUAUUAAAAUAGGUUUCAGUAUUUAGGUUUCAUUAUUUACCAACUAUUGAAAAUCAAACAAGUCAAUAAAACUCAAUGCUUAACUGGUUGGAACAUCACAUAUUUCAGAUUAAAAAUUAUUCAAUUGAGAGUAUGGUAAUAUUUUUUGUUAAAUUUUACAUAUGUAAGGCAAUAUGUGAAUAGGUAAACUUUUUUAAUAUUUGGCUGUCAGGUGAUUCCUAUGUUGAUGGGGCAUCACAUGUGAAAAAGUAAAGAAAAAAAAUGAUAAUAACUGAUGUAUUGCCAAAAAAACUAUUUAGUUCCAAAUACUUUGGCACUAGUAAUUUACAAGAAGUUAAAUUAAAAUCAAGAUUAAUUUACAAAGUUUCAUACAUGAUAUACAUCGUCUUUGAAAGUUGUGUUUUUGUCCCAUUUGAUAACAUGACUUUAUUGAAUGAAGUGUAGCUUUGGUUCUACAAAGAUUUAUGGAAACUUAAUCUCUUGUUAUGAAUUGUUACCAUUAGUUCUUUUUAUGAAAAAAAUCUUUAUUUUUUUUCAUACUUUUAAUGUUUAAGUUCAUCAAACCAAACAUAUAAUACCAUGUUAACAAUACAUUCAUAUAUUCAGAUUAAGUUUUCUUUAAUAUUUAGAAUAUUACCUGUUAUAUACUUAAAAAUAAGGGCUUCUUCAUACUACUUUAAUCAAGAAAAAAUCGCAAAUAUUCCAAACUUGUGUCUUAUCUCAUUAUAAAAGAGAUAUCAACAAAAUUCAAACAAUGAGAAAAUAUGAACAAUUUUUUGUAUAGUUGUAUUCUGUUAAAUUAUUCAUCUUUCAUUUUCUUUAGCAAAUUCUCUAUCAAUAUCUUUUUGUAGCCAAGUAUUAAUAAAAUUGAAUUGGGAA
Mytilus trossulus (common blue mussel) is the source of this 2323-nucleotide messenger RNA. Its product is annotated as V-type proton ATPase subunit S1-like. The record is from RefSeq and is a predicted model, not a curated record. The coding region runs from base 76 to 1374 and encodes 432 amino acids. The transcript has 9 exons. Lineage: Eukaryota; Metazoa; Mollusca; Bivalvia; Mytilida; Mytilidae.